AUGGCGGCGCCCAGUGGCAAGCUCUGCCUCUUCGACGUGGACGGGACCCUGACGGCCCCGCGGCAGAAAAUCACCCAAGAAAUGGAUGACUUUCUCCAAAGGUUGAGGCAGAAGAUCAAAAUUGGAGUUGUGGGCGGCUCGGACUUUGAAAAAAUGCAGGAACAGCUGGGAAAUGAUGUGGUUGAGAAAUAUGAUUACGUGUUUCCAGAAAAUGGCUUGGUAGCAUACAAAGAUGGGAAGCUCUUAAGUAAACAGAGCAUCCAAGAUCACCUUGGGGAAUCCCUAAUCCAGGACUUGAUCAACUUCUGUCUGAGCUACAUAGCAAAGAUCAAACUCCCCAAAAAAAGGGGCACAUUCAUAGAGUUCCGCAACGGGAUGUUGAAUGUGUCUCCAAUCGGGAGGAGCUGCAGCCAGGACGAGCGGAUUGAGUUCUCGGAGCUGGACAAGAAAGAAAAUAUCCGGCAGAAAUUUGUGGAGGAACUGCGAAAAGAGUUUGCUGACAAGGACAUCACCUUCUCCAUAGGUGGUCAGAUCAGCAUCGACAUUUUUCCCAAGGGCUGGGACAAGCGCUAUUGCCUGGGUCAUGUGGAGAAGGAUGGCUACGACACCAUUUAUUUCUUUGGAGACAAAACCAUGCCCGGCGGGAAUGACUAUGAGAUCUUCUCGGACCCCAGGACCGUGGGGUACACAGUGUCGGCACCUGAGGACACGCACAGGAUCUGUGAGGGCCUCUUCUGAGGGGAUUCCCCCCCA
Messenger RNA from Suncus etruscus (white-toothed pygmy shrew), 753 nucleotides. It is a transcript of the gene PMM2, whose product is annotated as phosphomannomutase 2. Gene Ontology annotation, cellular component: cytosol. The coding region runs from base 1 to 738 and encodes 245 amino acids. The transcript has 8 exons. Gene Ontology annotation, biological process: protein N-linked glycosylation; GDP-mannose biosynthetic process; mannose metabolic process. The record is from RefSeq and is a predicted model, not a curated record. Gene Ontology annotation, molecular function: phosphomannomutase activity. NCBI's taxonomy places the organism in Eukaryota, Metazoa, Chordata, Mammalia, Eulipotyphla, Soricidae.